Molecule: messenger RNA, 2489 nt
Organism: Rubroshorea leprosula
Lineage: Eukaryota; Viridiplantae; Streptophyta; Magnoliopsida; Malvales; Dipterocarpaceae
Source: the annotation of a GenBank genome assembly
UUGAGACCAAACUCAAGCUCAGCUCUUGAUUCAUACAUGGUAGCUCUGAUUAUUGUUGACUUAAGUAUAGGAGUGUUUAUCCUGAGACUCACCUUGGGGCUUUGCAAGUCGAUCGAAGUGAAGAUCCGAGCUCAAGAGUACUUUGGAGUUCUUUUGCAACUACAUUGGCAUUGUCUGUGGGAAAUCGAGCUAAAAGCCUUGCUAGUACGAUGGUUAACCCGCAUUCAACGCAACAUGGAAGCCCUUAACAAGGUUGAGGAAGAGUCUGCAGCCGAAAUCGAUCAGUUUAUAUGCCAAGUUGGUGGCAUCUUUUGUAACAAAGUUCUCAAGUUGAUGACUGAUCAGAAAGAUGACCUCCGAGCUCACGCGGGUAGUCUAGAGGGAAGGCCGGGGAAUACGCCUUGUCCAGCAGGCCAACACCGAGUAAAGAGGUCAGACCUCCGAUGUGGAGAUAUGAAGGGCAGAACAAGAAGAGAUUCAAAACUACACAGAAUCGAGAUCAAACACAAAAUGGCGCUCAGAAGGCUCCCAUCUAUGCGGAGACUACCUACCUCAAAAGAUCACAAUAGAUAUUGCGAUUUCCACCAGGAUCACGGACACACCAUGGGUGAAUGUCACAGUUUGAAGUCCGAGCUCGAGGGUUUAACCCAAAAAGGGAUGCUGAAUGAUUACAUCUCCAACAAGGACCAGCAAGCACCACCUCAUCUCCCUCCACCUUCACGCAUUAUUCACAUGAUAACUGGUGAGCUAGAAGUUGGAGGGACGAGCUUAAAACAGCAGAAGUUAUAUGUGAGAGAGGUAAUGGGUGUAGAACUGCUGGAUAACAGACCUGAUGAUGAGGCCAGAGCCACCCCGAUAGAAGAACUGGAAGAGGUAGAGUUGGACGACAAUGACCCCAUUAAGAAAACGCAGAACGGGACCAAACUGGACUCGAAAGAAAGGGAAGAGCUCAUUAACUUGCUGAAGUCAAACAAAGAUGUAUUUGAUUGGACCUCGGCUGAUAUGCCUGGGAUACCUACCUCUGUUAUAGUACACAAGCUAAGUAUCGAUCCUCUGAAGAAACCCGUAGCUAAAAAAAGGUGCCUCUUUGGGGGAGAGAGGUUGCAAGCAAUUAGAGAAGAGGUGCAGAAGCUUUUGCAGGCAGGGUUUGACUACCAUCCCUUGCCAAGUAUAGACAAGUUGGUAGAGGCCGCAUCUGGAAAUGAAAGGCUUAGUCUUUUAGAUGCUUACUCGGGAUAUCACCAAGUCCACAUAGCACUUGAGGAUGAGGUGAAGACCUCCUUCUGUGUUAGUGAUGAGAUCUACUGUUAUGUGAUGAUGCCGUUUGGACUCAAGAAUGCAGGGGCUACAUAUCAAAAAAAGGUGAAGAUUGUAUUCCAAGCUCAAAUCGACAAGAAUUUGGAAGUCUACGUUGAUGACAUAGUGGUUAAGAGCCUCAAAGCAGAAGAUCAUUUGACUGACCUAGGAGAGACAUUUGAUAACUUGAGAAAGCACAGUAUGAAGUUGAACUUGGCCAAAUGCGUCUUUGAGGUUGAAUCUGGUAAAUUCUUGGGACUCCUAGUCUCUAAGAGGGGGAUGGAGGUCAAUCUUGAGAAAAUAAAGGCAACAGAAGAGAUAAAACCACCAAAGUCAAUCAAAGAUGUACAACGUUUAACUAGGCGAGUGGCAGCUCUACAUCAAUUCAUUUCAAAAGUAGCUGAUAGAUGCUUGCCUUUCUUCAAAGUCCUGAGGUCUGCAACACAGAAAGAUGAAGCAGGAAAGCCCAAAAAGUUUGAAUGCACCUUUGAGCGUCAAACUUCCUUUGACGAGCUCAAAGCAUACCUUAGCUCACCACCUCUACUAACUAAGGUUGAAGAGGGUGAGAUUCUUUACCUUUACCUCGGGAUAUCCGACACAACAGUGAGCUCAUUUUUGAUAAGAGAAAUGGGGCAGCUACAGAAGCCAGUUUAUUAUGCUAGCAAAAUUUUGCAGAAGCUGGAAUGUUCAGGUAGACUCAUCAAGUGGGCAGUGGAACUAGGGGAAUUUCAUAUUACAUUUCAACAGAGGUCAUCAAUUCGAGCUCAAACUUUAGCUGAUUUUGUGGUUGAAUGCACUUUUAACCAAGGGAACACCAAUUUCGAAGUCGAACUAUGGACCCUCUAUGUGGAUGGGGCAUCUAACAGUAAAGGGUCAAGUGUUGGGCCAGUGUUGAUUGGACUUGAGAAUUUUCAAAGUGAGCAUGCUCUAAAGUUCAACUUUGAAGCAACCAACAACAUGGCUGAAUAUGAGGCCUUUCUUCUCGGAGUUUGUUUAGCAGCCGAAUUGAAAGUCAGAUUUCUGUAGGUAUACAGUGACUCUUAACUUAUGGUUAACGAGGUAAAUUCCAUAUGUGAGGUCGCAGAUCUUGUUCUAGCUAAAUACCUGGCUGUAGUUUCUAAGCUGAGGUGCUGAUUUGAGAGAUUCCAACUCACAAAAGUCCCGAGGUCAGAAAAUGAACAUGUAAACUCUUU